AACCCGAUAAGUGCUUUAAACUCUAACAAACUACUUAAGUAUUAAAUAAUUUAACAUUUUGAUACUAGCCUAAACAUGCCUUAUCCAAGGAGUUUUCUUUCGAUGCGCGUAUAUUAUCGCAAAACGUUACACUUAGGAUUAAAGAUGCUCUCUCUGGCCGGAGACAUUUAAUAUCAUCCAAAAUGGCUGCAUCCAUAUAUGCCACCCCACCGCCAGAUCUGAGCAGCGAGGACACUGCUCUCUCCGACGUCUCCAACUCAUCGACACUCAACACGAACAGGAACAACCACACCAGCGGCAGCAACAGCAACAAUCCACAUGAAGCCGCAGGAGCAACACCCACAGCCACGUCAGCCACAACCAGAGGAGCAACAGGAGCAGGAGGAGUGGAAAGCACUUCACCCGCCGACCAUUUGGUGCCGGCAAUGGAGCUGGAACUGGAGCCGAAGCCAGCGGGAAGCGGAGCCAAUGAGGCGGACCAAUUGGAGGAGGCAGAGGAUGGACGCAAGGAUGUGGAUGCGGAGGAGGAGGUGGGCGAUGCCAACAUGGCCACCAUGGCAGCAGCCAUGCAGCUGCAGAUCCUGGAGGCCCUAAGUGAUGCGGCCAAGAAGCGACGCAAACAGCACAAUCCCAGCCGCUUGGAGGCGCUCAAUUUGAGUGGGGAACCCACUGGUGAAGUGGGUCAAAAGAAAGCAGACUCCUCCACCGUGGACUACGAGGACAAGUUGUCGAAGAUGUUCCUUCCCAAGUCGAUUGAGCAGCUAAAGGAGACAUUCGAAAUGCUGCAGCAGCAAAAGCAAGAGGAGGAGCAACCGGAAGCGGGAGAGGAAAUGGAAGCGGAAACGGAAGCCAUGGCAGACAUAUCAGAAUCCAGCAAGCAGCGCGAGAAUCCAUACCACACUUACUGCAAGCAGUGCGGCGAGAGUUUCGAGACCGAGUUCAAGUUGAGCCUGCACAUGUUGCAGGAUCACGGCGAGGAAAGGUCCGGUGAUCAGGAUCCCGCUGACUUUCUGGCCUCCAUCAAGGUGAAGCUGGAGCGUGCCGACAUUCCCAGUCCGCAACAGGAGCAGAAUAUGCAGCACGACCUUACCAAUGGUCAUGGCAAGGACUUGGAACGGGAGCAGGAGCACUGGUUCCAGGCCAUGCAGGCGCAGCACCAUCCACAUGGUCCACAAAUGCCGCCUGCUUUUCCAUUUCCACCGGAGGCAGCCUUGGGACCUGCUGGCUACCUGCCACUGCUCGGCAUGUCCGGGUUUCCAGGAGUGGAUGGUCUCAACCGCCCUCCAUUGAGGAUCUUCAAUCCCGAGGCCUACUGUGAGCUGUGCAACAAGGAGUUCUGCAACAAGUACUUUCUCAAGACGCACAAGGCCAACAAGCACGGCAUCUUUGAUCCCGUUGGCGAAUCGAGCUCCAGCAACACCUCCAGUCACCACAAUAACAACAACAAUAACAUCACCAGUAGUAACAACAAUACCAGUGCUCACCCCAAUCCCAGUAUGAGUUCCAUGAGCCAAAUGUUCCAGCUGCAGAGGGACGCUCAGGUGGCGAAACAGGAUCCCACACCAGCCGGCGGAGCAUCGAAUCCCGUGGCCUCGGUGCACUGCGACAUCUGUUCCAAGCGUUUCACCAACAUCUUCGCCAUGCGUCGCCAUCGCGCCAAGCAGCACGAGGCACAACCAGCUGCCCAAGUUUCACCCAACUCCCAGACACCCAUGCAAUCGCAAUCCCAUCGAGGAAGUCCCAACGAGCCAUCGCAUCCCACUAUAAAGCAGGAAAUGUCACAGGAUGCGGAGAUCAAGCCCUAUCAGUUGCCCGAGGGUUUCCGCGAGGACUUCACAAUGGAGCAGGAGGAGCUGAGCUUUGUGCCACCACCCCGGAAGUUGCCCUCCCAUCUGCAGCAACAGGCGAAGGAUUCGAACUUCAAUCCCGACAAGCUACGUCGCCUGGGCGUCCAGUUUCCCGACUUCUUCUGCGAGCUGUGCUGCCGGGAGUACGCCAAUCGAUACUUCCUACGCACUCACAAGUGGAAGCGCCACGGUCUGUUUGUGCCACCCGAAGACGUGGCACCACAGCCAGGCAGCAAGGAUGAAGCCCAGAUGGCCAGUGCUUGGCCCUUCAUGCCACUCAAUCUGAUGCUGGCCAAGGCAGCAGCAGCCACCAUGGAUCAGCAGGAGCAGGAGCGCGAGCAGGAUGCGGAAGCGGAUUCAGAGCAGCCCAGUAAGAGGAUCAAGUUGGAACAGGGACAGACACCGCCGGAGGGAUACGACGAGGAUAAGCUGAAUGGUUCGGUGGUGGGCUUGCAGAAUCUUCAGAAGCUGCAGUCCAUGUUGCAGCAACUGAACGACAUCAAUGGCAAGCGCCCGCUACCCUGUCAUCUUUGUGGCCAGGAGCAGGAGAAUCAGUAUACAUUGAGGGCUCACUUGAUGACCGAACAUGCUGGCCAGAUGCAACUGCCCAUGCCCAUACCGAUUCCACUGCCCGACCAGCAGGCCCCACAUCCCAUGGCCAGUUUGUACCAUGCCCAGGGAAAUCCGCAAACUCCGCCGGCGCCAGGAGCCAGAUCUCCGCCAGGUUGUGAUCUGCGCUGCCAACAGUGCGAUCGUGAUUUCGCCACACCCCAGGAAUUCAAGCAACAUAUCGCCGAGGUGCACUUGGGCAGAAACGGAGGCCUGAUCGGAAGUCCCCUGCGCGAGGGUUUCUUCACACCCGAACGCCCAGUGGCGCCGUCAGCGGGCGGACCCGGAACCCCAGCCGCUCCGGCUGCAAAUCGUCCACCUUAUACCCUAACACCCACGAGCAGCUACUGUGAGAUCUGCAACAAGGAGCUGUGCAACAAGUACUUCAUGAAGACGCACAUGCAGCGGAUGCACGGCAUCGAGAUCGAGAAUGGCGCCCAGAUUGGUGGCGUGGUGUGCAACAUAUGCAACAAGGAGCUGUGCAGCAAGUACUUCCUGCGGGUGCACAAACACAACACCCAUGGCAUUAUCGAGGAGGGAUCCCCACUGCCACAGCCGAGGGGUCAAAAUGGAGUCAAAGCCGAUGCAGCCGCCGCCGUAGCAGCAUCACAGCCAUCGCAAGCGCAGCAGGAUCAGGACCUCAAUGUCUCACCAACCACUGUGGAGGGGAGUGGUGGCAGUUCAUCCAACUCGUCCCAUGAGGUGUGCCCACUCUGCUCUCGCCAAUUCCGCAGCUUCAAGUGGCUGCGAUCCCAUCUGAUGAACGAACACGGAACCGCCGGAGUGGAACGCCUCCGGGAAAUGGACACCACCCAGUCCUCAACGCGCAGCAAGCCGAACAGCCCCACGCUCAAGAUUCCCAACGGAAGUGGCAGUAACCCAGGAGCAGCGGGUGCCGGAGCCGGAAAUACCGCUCCCAAUCUCGCCCAGGCCCUGCAAAAUCUCAAUGCCCAGCAUCUCUUUGGCCAAAUGCAACAGCAGCAGAUGCCCAAGAUGCCACCACUUCCCUUGCCCGGAAUGUUUGGCGAGCAGGCGGCCCGGUUCAAGGAGUACCAGUGCUCACUGUGUCCCUUCAGCACGCCCUACUACGCCUUCUUGUUCAUCCAUGAGCGAUCGCAUGCUCUGCUCAACAACGGAGGUGAGGGCAUGGAGUUGCCCAUGGAGACGCCGCCACCACAACCCUCCAGAAGUUCGGGUAAAUCACGCAGCAAAUCCAGCAAAUCGAUGGUGGCACCUCCUCCCACUAAAUCCGAAGAAACAGAGCCUCCACUGGAGCCCACCAAUCUCAGCACCUCAGCGCCCAAGGUGGCAUCCCGUUCCCCCUCAACUGGGGCUGGAUCUCCUCCCGCCUCCUCCCCCAAAGCAACCAGCUCAACUUCGCCCAAGAUUCAACGCCGUCGAUCCACUUCCAAGCCCCCGACGACGCCAAAUGGAUUGGGCAGUGCAACUGGUGGCCACCGAUCGGCGGCCACCUCGCCCUUCGAGGGCUGCGGGGAAUUGGCCAACGGCAUUGGCAAGCCGGCCAGCUAUGCCCAACCGGAUGGGGCAGAGGAAGCAUAUCAGAUGCAGGCCUUCCACCUGCAGCCCGCCGACCAGGACUCCGAGAUGCAGUUCGCACCCGCCCUGGUCUACCUGCCCGUCCGCGUCCGGGCCUCGGAGUCGGCCACGCUCAGCUUCCGGCUCACACCGGCCUAAAGGUGCCACAUGCAACAGGUAUAGUGUUGCCAGCGUAAGUUCAACCCAUAGAAACCAAAGAAGCCCCACAAAGUCACGGGAUUGGAACACUCUGGAGAAAACUUUCGUUUUUUCGAAUCCAUUUCUGUCUUUAGCUCGAAGGUAUGAAGAUUACAGGAAAUCCUUGAGUGUUUCGAUCCCAGGAACUCCCAGACUCCCCCCCACUAAAUAGUUAAGCAAACGAAGUUAGGAACUUGAACAAGACAAAAUAGUGGAACUACAAAAGACUGAGUGCGCAUAUUAGUUGAGCUCAUUAUUAAUCUUAAAUAUACAAAAUCCAUAACACAACAAUCGAUCAAUAUCUAAGCCCGAAAUCGAGCCCAAAAGUUGACCAUGUCCAACAUGGCGCUGAUCAAAUCUACAGCCUAUAUAACAAAGAAGAACAAGUCCGUUUCAGCUGGCAGCACUAUGCUAAUCAUCAAAAUAUGAUAAAUAUACAUAGCAUAUAUUUUGAUAGACGCAUGACAAAGCAUAAACCAUAACAUACCGCAACCUAUAACAUACAUAUAUCUCUAGUGAUUAACUAUCAAAGUUCCUAUGCGUAAUAGUAAUCUAUCGCAAUCGAGUUGCAGAAAAUGAGAAGAGAUGGUCGAAGGAAUCUAAAUACGUACAUAGAUUAGGCGAGGGGAAGGCGAAAAGUGGAGGGAUGGAUCCAUUGGAAAAAGUACCAUAUAUACCACUUAGAAGGAUUAUAUAUCGUAGUAGCAGCAUAAAAUCAAAAUUACAAUUAUACAUUUCUCAACUAGAUAUGAGGUGGGUUUUGUCGUGCUUAGAUUAGGACUAAUCGGUCGCGGGGAUCGAAACAUAUAUACAUAUAUAUAUGGCAUAUAUGUGGCGUAUUAAAAAUGCUAUGGUAAAGCUUCAGCACAAACAAAUUGCUCAAAAUCAAAAUCUUUAUAGCGAAGACUACACUUUUAGGAUGUUUUUAAACGACGGCCCUGGAGAUUUUCACUUCCUUUAAAUAUCCUCUAGAACACACUCUAACAUUAACCGCAUCUGAACCAAGUUAUAUCCGAGGAAAUGUCUUCACUUAAACAUAAUUCCAGCGCACAACGUGUACAUAUAAAGUUGUUAAAGCUAACACCAUGAUAGUUCAGAUUUUGGGUAGUCAGAUAGAUGAAGGGAAAACUAAUGCCAGAUGGUAAAAAUUAAGAACAUUUAAACAACUCAGGGCAAAAGUACAAUGACCAUUAGUACUUUUUUAUACAAACAUAUUUAGAGAAACCAAAAACCAAAAGCAUACGCAAGUAAAUAUUAACAUAAUAAUAAAUUAAAUAUAUUAUGAAACGUUAAAAAGAUAACAAGAAUGCUACCUCAGACGGACUUGAAAACAAUAAUUUAAAUAAAAUGAAUUUAUAAAGAAAAUCUACGAUACCAUACGAAACCCUUCAAGCUAAAUCUAAUUUCGUGUAGUAACUUUACCUCAAACAGAAUUACACUUUACUUUAUUCACAGUUCUAACAUAUAUCCUAUGAUUUAGUUAUCCAUUCUAAGUUAAAACAUUCCAAAGACAAGAACUAGUCGCAUAAACAAACGAAAACCAAACCAUUCUAGUCAAACGAAUAAGAUAAAAUAGUUUUAAAUGUAAAACAGGAAGCCAAAACAGAUCGAUCAACUCUUCAGUUUUGGGCGACGAUUUUCGCAGAUUAUUUUUUAGUGUUUAAGAAUUUGUUCUUUGGCGAGAAGAGUUGCCCAAAAUGAGUUGAUCGCUCCGAGAUGAAUUUGGAUCGGCGAGGAACUAUUUGCUAUAUUCAAAAUUUCCUCUUUUAAAAACGUGUGUUUUUUAAAAUGCUGCGUGCCUUUUAGCAAAUACUUCGCCGAGUCCACAACACCAAAAAAAAAUUUGAACUUUAAAAACGAAAUGAAAUUUUACAUAGAACUACGAAUAUAUGUAGAUCCUAAUUUUAAUUUACCUUUCACUUAUUCCUUAGUUAUUAUGUCUUACUUUAACUGUGUAUAUAUGUAUCGAAUAAAUGUCAUGCAAUUUAUAUUUGUUAAACUUGAGUUUCCUUUAUGAUUUCCAUGUUAAUUUCUGAUUUCCCAAUUUGUAUGUACUUUUAACCCCAAUUGAAGUGUGCCAGUCUCGAGUCCAAGGUCUUAAAAAAUCUGUAUCUUCAACUUAUCGCCUGCGAAGUUGUCGCCGAUAGGGGAAGACCCUUUUUUCUUUUGUUUCGAAUUUUCUUCUUUUUUGAAAACGUUCCCAUAGGGGACCUUCAUUUCUCGGGGUGUUAUAUGCUGGUCCAACGCCUUGGCGACUUCAAUUAUUAAAUUGCCAUUUGAUUCAAUUUGUCAACAAUGGCUUGAGAGCCUAUCUGCAACUUGUUUAAUCAUUUUAAAAAACUCACAGGCAGCUGCCUCGUUCUCUUUCCUUUCAAACGCAACCGAAAACAGCACCCUCAUAAUAAAAAAAAGAAAACAUAAUAAGUGAAACUGUUUCCGGCUUUGGGUCAGGCCUUGACCAACCCCCUGAUUAGAAUGUUUGCAUUAAAAAAUACAUCCGUUUGAAUGGCUAUAUAUUCCGUUGGAAAAAAACCUAAGCAACGAUAACAAAAACCCAGCAUGGUCAUGUGAGGGUCAAGUUGGAGGGUCAGCAGCUGCAGUUUGAGUUUGAGUUUUCAAAAAAAAAAGGAAAAAGAAAAAGUUUCCAAGCCGGAAUCCAAAUCGAUAUUGCCAUGGUUAUUGAUUCAAUGCAGCCACCCCCCUCCGGGCGGUGAAUCUCGCCCGUUUUGGCAGUUAAUUAUUUGUCACGUGUCCAUGCAAAUUUCAUCUCAUUGAUUACGGCCAGAUAUCUGAUACUUUUCCGACUGCCGUGCAAUUAAAGAUUGGCUCGAGCAGCAACCCCCUCGCUUUGGCCAGGGGAUGCUGGCAAAUUCAUAAAUAUAUAUUUCUGCGAUUUUCCCCGAAAUGGGUUCCAUUGAAUUUUUAUGGCAAUUUGGGAAAAUCUGCUGCCAAGAAUUUUUAAGGGCGCACACAAUGGUGCAAAUGACCAAAUGCAGCGCUACCCCAUGGUGCAUUUGCAUCGAUUUAAGGGUGUCCGCGCCGCUAUUUGCAUGUUUAAAAGUGAGCUGGAAAAAUUGCGAUUUAUAUAAAAAUGGAAUGAAAAGAGAAAAAAUGGCAAGUGCCAAGGGUGAUUUGGCAGCCACCCCAUGCAAAUUCUUUGUUUCCGCUGGUCUCGGCAUUUUGGCAAUUUUGGAAAACGAUUAUUUUUAUUUCCCUUGAUUUCGGCAUGACUGCAACCACCACUCGACAGAGCGCACAAAUUAAAAACGACAAGGAUAUGUUUUCUUAAUCUAAAGCUAAAUAAAUUUUACAACACAAAACCCAACAACAACUUGCAACGUACCUUGAGCAUAAAUCAAAAUUUUGUAUGACCUUCGGUAGGGUCAGGCUGCAAAAACCAAAAGAAAAUCAAAAAAUACAAUUUUAGUAGCGCUAAGCAAGAAAACAAAAGCAAAAAGCAAAAAUCGAAAAUCAAAAAAUUACUUUCUUUAUAAAUAUUUUAGUUGUAGGCUUAAGUCAAAGCAGCAAAAUGCAUUGAGAAAUUAUUAAUUAAUUGAUGUUGAAGUUGGAAGAAGAGAGAAGAAAUUGGAGAUAAAUGUAACACAAAGACGUGAGAGCGCAAAUCAAAAGCCACGAGCAAAAAAUCAAACAAAAUUAAAUUUAAAUUUAAUAUAAAACGAAACCCAAGAGAAUAACAUUUAUUUAGCAAUUGGCAAAUGUAUGAGAUAUAUACACUUAUAUAUCGAUAUAUAUAUAUAUAUUACUUAAACCUAAACAAUUUUACUUUGUUAUUAUGUAAAACUAUGUGUGAGUAACUUAAAGAUGAUAUGAAGGAGAAAUUGAACAAAAUAAUUUAUAUUAUAUGUGAAAUCUGAAAUGUGAAAGAGCAAAAGAAUCAAAAUCGGUGGAGAACCAAACAUUUUUCAUUUCAUUGUA
This is a messenger RNA of Drosophila mauritiana, 8126 nucleotides long. RefSeq lists its product as uncharacterized. The record is from RefSeq and is a predicted model, not a curated record. The coding region runs from base 183 to 4151 and encodes 1322 amino acids. Lineage: Eukaryota; Metazoa; Arthropoda; Insecta; Diptera; Drosophilidae. The transcript has 2 exons.